AGUCUUGAUCUAGAAAUAAGCCUCUUCCCUUUGCCAUAGUCUGCUGAGAGCACACAUUCUUCUUCACACGACCCAAACUCUUUGCAACUUCAAGACAGCUGGGGCUGAGAGAAUACAGCAGAAAUAAGGCGUAGAUGACUGGCAUAAAGUGCGUGGCUGAUAUACAGAUGAACAUCUGACAUGCCAGGGGAGUGCUGUGCAUGCUGUGCUGUGGAUUUGACAGGCAGAUAGUCUCAGUGCUUGGGUGUGGUGCGAAAACAGGGAAUGGUGAGGGUUGUUGGAGCCAGGCAGACGCAGACGUGGACAGACAGAGUGGGAAUCACGAGCCGUCCCCUCAGACAGCAGGAGGAGAGAUAUUUCCAUCCCCAUCCCAGUGGUUUCAACUGGACUCUCCUCUCCGACUGAACCUGGUUAAGAUCUGCCUGUAUCAUCCUGCUGGGCUGUGCUGGAGGCCUGCGCUGAAACUACGAGUCGCGUUGGGAUUGUAACGACUUCAAUGGGCCGCAACACUUACUGAAACACUGGAGGCGACUGAAUGAGGUUCUUCCUGCAGUCCUGGAGACUCGCUCUCAGAGGGAAAUGAUUCCGCAUGAAUUGCAUGGACCGUUUUCCCACAGCAGGUGUGACUUCUGUUGCUUAAGACUGAAAUCUGUGUCCAUCCGACCAUAGGCACAGGACACAUCCCCUCACACCACCACUCUCCUCUUUACCCCAUCCCCAUCCUCGCUCCCAGCCAGUCAGUGGGAGGGGACACUCUGUUAGCAAUACAAACAGAGACCAAGAGGGAGAGCCAAAAGAGACAGGGGGAAGAAACAUCCAGAAAGAGUGAUACAAGAUUCUCAGACGCCAUGAAGUCAAACCACGAGCGGAGCAAUGAAUGUCUGCCCCCAAAGAAGCGUGAAAUCCCAGCAUGCACUCUGCCCUCAGUGGAGAGGCCCAUGGUGAUGGCGCCUGCCAGUGAGAGCCAGCGUUCGGGAAACCUGGCCUGGCUUGCCAGUUUGGCAAGUGGACAUGACAGAGGGCGGCAGCACACCAGCACCUUCUCCGAACCCGAUGGGCCUCAAUACAAACCGUUGCCAGCCACGGCUGAGAGCACACCUCCCUCGUCCAUGCACUUAACCAGAGCUCCCACUGCAGUGACCACCAUACCUGCCAUGUACACGUCACCCCUCUCUCAGCCUGCUGGCACUAUCCAGUACACACCCCUGCCUCCCAAUCUUCACUUCAUCAGCUCUCCGUACUCUGCACCAUAUGCUGGCUACAUCUCACCUCUAGUUCCCCAUUCGGUUGCCACCACUACCACACAACGUGAGAUUUAUGCCAGCACCUACAGUUCUCCAGGAUCCAAAAUUGACCAGCACCACCAAUUAGGCCGUCCUCCUGGCAUGGUCACAACUGACAACACCUCUUCACCCCACUCCACCCAAUACAUCCAAAUUGCUGGUUCUCCUCUAAGCGUAUCUCCUCGGACUGCUCCGUCAACCCAAGCUCACUUGCCUUCACACUUACACCCUCACCACACGCUCCCCAUCAGUGGCCCCUCGCCAGUCUUACACAUCACACACACAGAUGGACCUUUAUCCAAGAGGGAGGAGACAAGGCCCAGGGAGGUUCUGAACGGAGAGCUGGAGAAGUACAGACGCUUUGGUCCAUCUCCCGAAUCUAGUGCAGGGAAGCAGGGCAGCACUGCCAAAGGGGGUUCCUCUACUCAACAGCACCAGAUCCACCAGCAGCAGAGCCCACGUAACUAUGAGGCUCGGCAUGUGGUGCUACCUGCCGAAUAUGCACAGGACAGCACAGCCAUGCGGACCUCAUUGGUGUUGGUACCCAACAGUCAUAGCUCUGGUGUUGCUGAUCCCAGAGGUACACCUGACAAGCUGCCUCCCCCAAUAUCCCACACUGAGAAAGGAGGGAUUUGCGCAGGCAAACCUGUAUCCCGCAGUUCCUCCUCCUCAGCCUCCCUUCCAUUUCCUCCUCCCCCUCCACCUGUGGACAGUCUGAAGGGUGCAGUUACUGCACUGUCUCCUCAUGACGUCAUCCAGACCACACAUAACACCACAGAGUCACUCUCCCUGGGCCUCCCUUCUGCCAAUUUCUACUCUGCUCAGCAGCCCAUCAUCGGUUAUAUUGCCGGCACAGGGCACCAGCAGUCCCUCAGCUACCACACCAGCCUAUCCCAGCACCUGGUCAUCCCUGGAACUCAGCCGGUCAUCAUCCCAGUGAGUGGAACUGAAGCUACUGCUACAUCGACCACACCGCCCUUGCCUGUGGCACUGCCCCAUGCUUUCGUCACCUCAAUGGCCCCAAAAGUAGAGACUUUUGAGGCUCCAGCCCCAUACCCUCACCCUGCUGCAGCUGUGGUUCAAGCCCAGUUGCAUCUGCCUGUGGUUCCAGCCCCUGCCGGCCUGCUGACGUCUCCGCCGCCACCCUCAGCCCCUUCACUGCCCCUUUACUUCACCAAGGGCUCCAUCAUCCAGUUGGCAGAUGGGGAAUUGAAGCGGGUGGAGGACCUGAAGACUGAGGAUUUCAUUCAGAGUGCUGAGAUCAGCAAUGAGCUGAAGAUUGACUCCAGCACUGUAGAGCGCAUUGACAGCAGUCAUACGCCUAACUUUGCUAUUAUACAGUUUGCUGUAGGAGAGCAUCGUUCACAGGUCAGUGUGGAGGUGCUAGUAGAGUAUCCAUUCUUUGUGUUCGGACAGGGUUGGUCAUCAUGUUGUCCAGAACGGACAACCCAGCUGCUCGAGUUGCCAUGCACCAAGCUUUCAGUAGGCGACGUUUGCAUCUCCCUCACCCUGAAGAACCUGAGGAAUGGCUCCAUCAAGAAAAGCCAGGGGCAAGUCUUGGAUGCGCCUUCCCUCGGUCCACCCCUUAAAUCAGCCAAAGCUCUCUCAAGCGGCGUGCGAGGGGGUGUUCGGCACACAGAACAGGAAAAUGGACUCGGGCAGUGUGGAGAUCAGGGAGGUGGAGGCGGUCAAGGCAAAAGAGAGAAUGGAGAACUGAGGUUUGGCGAAAGAGACAUCUGCAAAGCACCACCGGUCACUGAAUCAGAGUCCGGCAGCAAACCCACAGGCCGCAAAAGGAGGUGGUCGGCCCCUGAGGGUCGCAAAAUAGAAAAUCCUGAAGGAGAGCCUCCUUUAACGUUUCCCAAACCUUCCUUCAUCCCUCAGGAGGUUAAAAUCAGUAUCGAAGGCAGAUCAAAUAUUGGAAAGUGAAUGCGCAUUGGACUGUCAUAUUUUAAAAGCGAAAUUUGCCCUCGGGAUGUUUUAGGUUCUUUAUUUUAUGUUCUGAUUUCACUUUCUAUUCAGAUUACUUUACCUAAAGGCUAAAUUUACUCAGUAUGUACAUUAUCACUUCUAACUUUUUAAUAGAUACAUUUAAUAUUACACAGGCAAUUGGUGCAGUUCAUUUGAUUGGUCAAAUUCAGUGUGGAUGUAGUGCAAGGUGGGAAGGUCGUGAGAUACCUGAGCACUACAUGAUAAUCCUGAAGGCUUCAGUAUACACAAUCAGUCACAGCUAACAAGGCUAAGACAUCUCUCCAGUCUCUCACCUACAACAUCCUCUACUUUUUUUAGCUCAGACAAACCUGGUUUAACUUCACCUAGUGGCAAUUAAAUCAUUCGCCUGCUGAGUGAACCUGAAAAUGUUAGUAAGGGAAGAUAAACAACUGGUGUGAAUAACAUUGUUAAUGGUGGCAGAACGGAAAUCACUCCUCCACUGGUUGCAGGAGUUUACAUGAUGUCAGCCAUCUUGUUUAACUGUGACUAAAAAAGACUAUCCAAAUCAAUGCUAACAAUGUAUCCUCAGUGCAGUUAGACUAGCAUAGAUUAUAUUAACAUUUACUGAAAUGCAAGACGAUGUUUCCAAAUACUAUGGUACAGGCCAAGAGAGAUGAUGUCAUUGAGCGGUGCCACUUGCUCCUCAGAAAGACGAAACUAUCAUUUAAAACAGGGAAGAUGGACGAGUCUGAUUUUAUAUAUCCAAUUGUCUAACAUUUUAUUUGACUAUUUCUGUAGUUUUGCAUGUUUUAAUUUUCCGUCUCGCUUUUCAAACCCUCCUAUAAUACAUGAUGGAUAGUUUUUUUUUUUUUUUUUUUUUUUUCUUUUCUUUUUUGGUGAUGAAUGUGUAAACCUUGCAAUCAGGGGUAAUUUUUUACGUAGACACAGGAUGGGUUCUUGUCUAUGUAUAUGUAUAUGCAUGGAUGUAUCUUGAUGCAUACAAACACAAUGGGUGAGAAGAUCGACCAGUCCCUUGUUUUUAGUGCAGUCUCACCUGUUUUUUGUUCAAACAAGAGAAAGUAUUUUGUUUUGUUUUUUCCGAAAGAAAGAGACCGAAAGUUGUCUGAAAAGGAUGAGAUGAGUGUUGUCCUGAAGCACUUACUUACUGUAACACACCUGUCAUGUUCACUAGCUGAUAGUAGUUUCAAUCAAAUAAGUCAAAUUGUUAUUAUAUCAAUUAUUAUUAUUAUUAUUAUUAAUAUUAUUGCUACUACUAUUUUCUGUUGUUCUUUCAACAUGAACACAGUACUGUAUGGUGUAUCAUGAAUUGGAUGUUGUGUGGCACUCUGUGGGAUGGUGAUGGCUCACAAGGGUCAAUGUGAAUGGAUGAAUGUAACAGGUGAUGAUAGAGAAAACAAUGAGAUUUUGUCCCCAAGAGGACUGCUUUAAAGGAACCACUUUUUUCAUUGUGUAUGAUUGGCUUAGCCUUCUCAAGCAAUCUGAUGGCUUAAGUAAAGUUGGGCGCAAGAGCCCACGGCCUGUGAAAUAACUGCCAUUUAAGUCAUUUAAAGUCAUAUGAAAGUGUGAAUACAGGUGGAAAUAAGCACGGAGACUGUUUAUAUAUUUACGAGAGAUAUGAGAGACAAAGCGAGAAAUUCUGGCUACAGGAUUCUCCGGAGGAUCGAAGGGUGUCAUAUACCUGUUUGUUAGCAAUGUAUGUGGUUGUGCAUGCAUGCGAGACUGUGUGCGGUUGUGCACGGGCUCAAACACACAUAAACACAUACACGGUUACGGUCAUUUUCAAUCAUGUUGAAAUAUGUCAUGUAUUUUUUGUACAUUAACAUGUAUAGAACUGCAUAUGCUAUAUCUAUCUUACUGUAUGAGAGCGCAAGACUACAUGAGCACAUUUUAAUCCCAUCCCCCAAGACACUGACUCAUCGGACGUAUGUGAAAGCAGUCAUGUAGUAAUUUCAGUGAUCUGUAGUAUAUUUGUGUGAGCGUGCGUGAGUGUGUGUUUUGUGUGCGUGCAAGUGUGUGUGUACAUACCACACAUAUUAUAAAUAGAUAUUUAAGUUCUACUUAAAAGAAUAUUGCAAUUUGCACAUCUGGAGAGAUAGUAACCUGAUUUAUUUUGUUUUCUGCCAGCACAGGACAGGGCCGAAAACAAGAUUUUUACUGAAAUGUAGCAGUUUCUUGACAAGUUUGCUCAGUUCGCAGGUCUGUUGGGUUCAUUUUCAUUAGGAAAAUCAGGAAGCCCCUUUUCAGGGGGUUUGAAUCAGACACAAACACAUAAAAGUAGGAUUGUGCAUGGUGCUGUCGAAGUGUUUGCUUCAUAGGGGUGGAUGAAGUCAUAGCCUGUAGCCUGCAUACUUGUUGAGUCCUUUGAGUGGCCACACUCAAGUUAGCUUGGGUAGGUGAAGAUCUGGCAGGAGGAUGGGUGGUAGUAGAGAAUAAAAGAGAGCAUGGAUGGAUUGAGUGCACCCCAUAAACAAUUUGAAAAUGCUUUAUUUUUUUAUAAUAAAACAGGGUUUCUCAGAUCAACACCACAAAUGUGCAUUUUUUUCUUUUUUCCAUUUGACAUGACGUCUCUGUCCCCUCAAAGUGUGUGUGUUUGAGUUUUACUUGGACUGUACUGUAUGUGUGUGGAUGUAUCUGCUUUAACCAAUCAAACUUGAUAUUUUUUUUGUGUUCAACAUUAAUUUUGGGCCAAAAGGUAGAAAUAAGAUGUGAUAUUGUUUAUCCAUUGAACCACCCCAACAAAAUGACUGUCAAUGGCGAAUCAGUCUUGCAUUUGUUUGUUUCUCUGAUCUUUCGCUUUUUUCUGUCUCUUCGUGUAAUGAUCAGUGUUUCCGAUGUUGCUCAUUGCUUCGAUCAUUUAAACGUCUGCCUCCUUCUGGUUGCACAGUGCGGUUCCACGUACACACGAGAAGCAUUCCGAACAACGGCACGUAGCAAUAACACUUAGUCUCUAGUGCUGAACCAAAAAAAAACAACAGAACCGGACAUCAAUGCCAGACCUUCUGUUUGACCUCAGCAAGCUGUUUUUUAUCCUCUUUAGGUUGAUUUGCGGUUUGCACAUCCAGCCCUCAGUAACUUCAGGGAGAAAUGUAAAUUAAUAUGCAGUGACAGAGUCUGUCCCCUCCUAGUCGUCUUAACCUCUAAUCGAUAGUGACCUCCAGAUGCUCUUCAGGUGCCCAUACAGAACCAGUACGCCUCUCUUAGAGUAUGUUUACCCAACCGCAACCGUUAGCUACCUUCUGUUGCCUGGCAUGUACGUGCGACCGCUUUCUCACCCGGCACACCCGCUAUAGUUCAAGAACGUUGUUUUCUUUUCUCUCUUUUUAUCUGUCUCUCUCUCAUUCAUAGCCAUAGAACCUCGACAGUAUUUGUGAUGGCGUUUCAUAUUGCCUAGCUUGUUGAAAAUACAGUAGUUUUUUGGGGGGGUUAAGUGGAAAAGUCAAUUAUAACUAUUCACCUAUGAUAAGUAUUAGAGUCAAUGUAAAUUGACAUUUCAACUCAUUUUACUUCCAUAAUGUGAUGUAUUUCAGAGUUUAAAAGGAUAUUCAAUAAAGAAAACUGUCUUUUCGAACCAGAAUGCAUACCAAAUUGACCCUUUGCAGAGAGCUUGAUUGACAGGCGAUCUGACCAAUCAUAAACAAAUCAGAAAGUAAAGUAGAUUAACUUCGGUGGAACUUGAAAAAUUGUGUGUAUUUUGACGACUUUCCGCGGUUGAAACAAAAUGCCUUCCAAUUUCCAUUUGCUUAUAUUGCUUUGCAUAAAUAUGAAAAGAUUAUCAGUUCACGUGCCGCUUGAACUGAGGCGCUACUGUGAUCUGUCACGACGCAUUAGAGAGCUACAAAAUUAUUUAUUGUUUGAAUUUCUUACAAAAUGACAAAAUUUGAAAGCUGAGACUUUGUUUCAUUCUGGAAGUAAUCUGCUCUAUCUUGUCUGUUGGCACAUUUUCAGUGUCUUCUUUGCUCGGCAAUGUAUUUUUCACUGCGCGAGAACAUAAUGUAUGGCGUGAGAGCGGCAUGACUUAUCGGACGUAGCAAGGGGGGAGGUCUUUGCAAAGGGUCAACUGAUCAAUAUUCAUCCCAUAGCCUUUCUAGCCUAAGUGAUGUCAGUGAACACAUAAAGUUUUUUUAUAUUCUAUAAAAUGAAUCACUCACAAUAAGACCUGGAAUGGGCAUUGAGGAAGUAAAUAGGGUCAAUUUUGAUUCACUUGUUAUGAACCGGGACAAAAGCAAUUGUAAAUGUAUAAUUCCAGCCAGGUGUGUUUUUUGUUUGCAUUUGGACUUGAAGAUGUUACGACUUUUAUCUGAGCAUCCAUGUCACUGAUUGUCUCUCAAAUAUUGAGGAAUAAGUCCAUCUGCAGAUGAAUUAAACAUGCUUGACGUGCAAUGACCUGAAUGAAUGAAACAUCACAGAUGUUCUGUGCCGUCGCAUUUGAUGGUCAUCAAAAACAAAGAGAAUAAAAGAUGCACAUGGUACAGCUGGCGGUUUAUUGUGCUGAUAAUGAUAGUCUCUUGUAACCUCCAUGCAGAGAGAGACAAGAAAAAUAAGAGAACAUUACAAGUGGCAGUCGCUAUUUUGACACUUUUUUUUUAGCGUCAAUGUCAUUUAAAAACUCAAACCCCAAUGAUGAUGUUCUAAACUUUUCUUCUGUUUAAGUUUGACAUGUUACACUUGUAACAGUUCGUGCCAUCUGUAUGUAGCACUGUUUCUGUGGUUUUCAUUCAUAUACCUUCUCCUUUAAAUUGUAUUGCUUGAUUAAAACCAUCUGUAGCCUGUGGGAUUAUGAUUUUAUUUUGCUAUUUGUAAGUGAUAUUGUAGUGAACCCCUAAACUAUCAUUUUUGCACAUUUUUUCUUCAGUGUGUUUCAUUCUCUUUGGCAGAGGGGUGUGUUUGCUGUCUCUGACGUUAUGACAACAUCAUUUGCUUUUCUGUUAAAGGUCAAAAUCUUUCCUUGGGCUUACUCAGGGAUGAGAAAUAGGUGUGAAUGUGUGUGUUGAGGAGGUUGUGUGACCUUUGAAAGGUUUGUGUACAUGUAAAGAGAUACACACACAAUAUAUUCUUGUGUGUUAAACUGCUGUAACCAGAAGCAGUCAUUUCAUUGGCCCUGUGUUUUGGUUUCCCACAAUGUCUCUACACCAUAUGAGGCCUUCCUAACACACUCUGUCCGUCUCUGUGUAUCCGUCUGUUUGUCCGCAUCACAAGCUGUCUGUCCGUCUGCCUGUUGUCCCUUUGACGUCACAAGCCCAGAUCCUCACACAUGCAAGAUUCUGAAAAAAGACUGAGAAAUGAUUCAUCGACCUCAACAAAGUGGGGACCACUUUUAUAGAAACAAACAAAAACAAAAUGCACAUUUUUUUUGUCAUUUAUAGAAUAGAUAGACUUGAUAAUACUGUUUCAGCACUUUCUAAUCCCGAGGAAGAUAGGGUGAGAGGUCGGUGUCAUCACAGUUUCUCCCCUCCAAUACGAAUUGCCUCUGUCUCGGCCCGUUUCUGGGUCCAACGGGCUGAGACGGCGAGGACAGAGAGUUCAAAUAAAGUUGGAAUGGUCCUCUAUGAACCUGAGAUGACUUUACUUGUUGUACUGAUGUGUGCUCGAACACCGUCGUUUGGUUUUAUUUGUUUAAUUUUCAUGUUGGUUCUAUAUUUGACCUUGCUUCAUGUACUUUGGACUUUGUACUUUUGCUUCAGUCUCCUCUGUAGCACUCUUUUAUCAUGGUAGGAGACGAGAGAAAGUGUUUUAAUGAAUGUUUUUAAGAGUUUUCGAGCGGCUCUGUGACAGCUCGCUCUCUCAUAAGAGGAGCACCGCUGACAAUUUCCUUGUUUUUACUUUCAUUUCUCUGGCACAAAUGACAAAAAAAGACAAAUGUUGGAUUGCGAGUUUCAGCAGUUUGAAAAAUAAAUCAAAAGAUUUUCUUUUCUUUCAUUGUGGCUCUCAUUGAAACAACGACAAAAAAUAUGUUUUAUUUUGAGUUUGCUUUUCUUUGAAAUCACUUGUAAAAUCAGUCAGGAUUUCUCUGUUCAACUUGACUGUUGUUUGACAUCUUGUCAAUUGUCCAAACCGCUGGAUUAAUAACCUCAGGCUGAGAAUCUUCUACAAGCCCAAUAACUAACUGAUGUAUGGGCUGCUUGAUAUGGGUAUUGUAACUAGUCUUAUUGUUAAUUCUAUAAUUAAUAUAUGAGCAUUCAGCUAUAUCAGUGCUGGAUAGUGAAAACAGUGCACACUCCUUAAAAAAAAAAGGAGGCAUGCCCAGCCCUCAUCUCUCACGCCGUUUUUGUGAGCCGCUAAACUGACAAACACUUCCUCAGAGAGAGGUACGUCCUGGGUUCUGUCACCCUCAUCUGGCUGGGCGCAGGAAAGAGACUCGUGCUGCCAUCCUCUGAUGAAUCCUGAGGAGUAUUUGUCACUGUUGGGUUGAACUGGACAGUCAACCCUAGUUGACCACUGAGAACUAAACGCCAGGGACGUGUUGACCAUCACAGGCCUGAACCGACUCGUGUACAGAUGCUGUUUUCACAUACCCAAUGUCACCUUCACGCAUAGCAAUCGAUAGCCUCGUAACGUGUGUAUUUAUCCUUCAGAAUUUGUACAACUACACUCUCGAGAUAACAUAUCUUCAAAAAAAAAAAGGUCAUUUUGUAAUUCUGGAUUUCUUGCCGAUGAAUGCUUAAUAAGAUGUCUCUGUAAAAUUGUAUGCUGUAAAAUCUUUUUAGGUCUAAUUUAAACAUGUCGGUCAUUUCCAAGUGUUUGUUUUGUGUAAAUUGGAUUCUGAAUGAACGGUGGAGGUAGUUCCUCAGCACUUUGAAUAAUCGCCCCGUGAUUUUAAAGCUGAGGUCAGAUACGCAAACUAUUAGCCGGAGGUGAAAUAACUCUAUGUACUCCUUGUCAGGUGAACGGCGUUUGGUUAUCAUUAAAUGUGCACGCAUGUCCAGCCACCUCUUUUUUUGUUUUCCCUUUUGAGACUGAAAAGUGUUUUGUGAUACACAGGAAGCCAUUGGUCAUUCCUCAGGAAGGAGCGGGUUCAGAUAUAGCAGUAAUACUCCGGGCUUACUGGACUAGAGGUGUUGCAGGUCUUGUCAUAAAGAGAUUUGAAGUCUUCCAUUGGAAGGGAAAUGGAAGCUGUUUCUAGUUUCUUUUUUCACUUGCCAUUGGGCAGAAAGAUCCACGAGCAUAAAACCUCCGGAUUGGACCUUUACCUACUGUUUGAAAACAAUGACUGGGUGGAGGCAUAUUGUCAGUGUUGUUGUUUUCUCCAUAGCUUCAGUGCUGUGGAUUUACUGGACCUAUAGUGUGUAAGACACCACACAGAAAUGUUGAGUGAGACUGUUAAAGAAAAAUUGAAUGUCACAUCCAAUCCUGAGGUUCUAUUCUCUUGGAAUUGAAUCAGAGGAGUCUUGCCAGUAGCAAGAGAUGGUCGUUGGGAGAAGAAGUAGUGUUUUGCACUAAAAAGUGCCCCUAUUAUGGGUUAUGAAAGGUUCAUAUUUUGGUUUUGGGGAAUCCCCAACAACAGGUUGACAUGCAUGCAAGGUCAAAAAAACACUUUCAUCGUCUUUUAAUAUGCAUUUAUUUUUACCUUAAUUGCUCAACGACUCCCAAACAAUUCGUUCAGUGAUUCAUUUUUCCAAACCCCUCCUUUGUGUGACGCUAAUCUGCAGUGCACUGGACCAUUUGGUCUCAUUUUCACUUCAUCAUGCCUGUAAUGCCUCGUAAAGCAGCAUUUGUGAGUGCAGUGCUGCUUUGUGUAUAGCAUUACUGGGGAAAUCGCUAUUUUUACAGCUCCAAAAGUGGCACCUAGUGGUAAAGAAUGAAUUUGCAUUUUCAUUCAGACCAACAGGAAAAGACCAACAAGUGGGCGGGCAACAUGCUAAUGUUAUAUGUUGACAUCAAUGAUUCAGUCGACUAUUUCUUUUGAGAGACAAUAGACUUUAUACACGGUGCACUUUCAGAUUUAAAACUUUGCAGGAUGUUUUCAUUCACUUAGAGCUGUGUUAAACACUGCAUGAAAGGUAAUUUAAAAAAAAUCCAUAAUAGGGGCACUUUAAAAAAUAUAUAAAGCCCUAGGCAGGAAAUCAUUGUGAAAGGCCUUUUUUUUUUUCUUCUUUUGGUUCAUUUUAUUUCCAUAUGCGUGCAUACUCUGUAAGUUGUGCAAAAUAUUGUACUUGCACUAGCUUUUCUAAAAAGAAAACUAAUAUAAAAAAAAAAUUGAAUUGAAAUUCUAUUUUCUAAUUGUGGUGUGUCUAUUUGUAGGAUACACUCACGUUGUUUCUUGGAUUUUUUUGGUCCCUUUCUUUGUUGGUGCUUGCCGGUUUUCUAGUUAGAACUUAUUUCAUUAUUCUGAACAACAAAACAAUAUUUGAUUCAGGUUGUGAACAAAUUUGUUUAAAAAAGAAAUUGUCUGUAUACCAGUACAAGUUUAUUGUUGCAGUAUACACGUACUAAUAAAAAUUAUAGUGCCAAUUGCAAACUGCA
This is a messenger RNA of Cyprinus carpio (common carp), 11696 nucleotides long. Its product is annotated as ataxin-1-like. The transcript is spliced from 6 exons. The record is from RefSeq and is a predicted model, not a curated record. Gene Ontology annotation, cellular component: nucleus. Bases 849 to 3212 code for a protein of 787 amino acids. Lineage: Eukaryota; Metazoa; Chordata; Actinopteri; Cypriniformes; Cyprinidae. Gene Ontology annotation, biological process: negative regulation of transcription by RNA polymerase II; nervous system development. Gene Ontology annotation, molecular function: protein binding; RNA binding.